Rotaria sordida is the source of this 1167-nucleotide messenger RNA. The record is from the annotation of a GenBank genome assembly. NCBI's taxonomy places the organism in Eukaryota, Metazoa, Rotifera, Eurotatoria, Philodinida, Philodinidae.
AUGUUAGGCAAUACAAUCUCGCUGCUGUUCAUCGUAUUAACAAUUCAAGGAAUUUUCGGAGAACAAUGUUUGACUGAUCAAUGGCCACCGAAACCUGAGCGAGCUGUACCGACUUAUGUUGUCAGUUUGGAUGAUCCACCUAUGGAACGUUGGAAUCAAGUUGCAACUGCAUUCAAAACUGAAAUCAUUGACAUACUUGCUUUCUUCAAAGCUUUUAUCGUCGAAAUUAAUCCUAAUCUAAAAUUUCUUUUGAAUCUGAUUGACGAUAAACUACCUGCUGUGGCCGAUACAUUGCCAGCACCAUAUGGAGAUGAAAUGAAAGGCAUUAGUCGAGCAACAGGAUUACCGUUAGGUGAAAUUGUUCUUUACAAUAUCUUCUACGAAGCUUCGGCACUAUGCACAUCAAUGGUAGCUCAAAAUCAAUAUGGAAAUGUUUUCCAUGUACGAAAUCUUGAUUUUGGUGUCUUUUUUGGGUGGGAUAUGCUCAAUAAUAGUUGGAUAUUAACUGAAAAGUUACGCACAUUAAUUAUUCAAAUAAAUUUUACUCGAAAUGGUGAAGUACUUUUUAAAACAACAAACUUUGCUGGAUUUAUUGGUGUACUUACUGGUCUUAAACCUAAUGUAUUUAGUGCUUCAGUAAAUAGUCGUGUUAGUUUGCAAGGAGGUUAUGAAGGUUUAAUCGAAUGGAUUUUUAAUAUAAAUCGUAAUCAAUCAUUUAUUACAUUUGUCAUUCGUGAUCUGCUAACAAAAGCUGAAAGUUUCGAUAGUGUUGUUAGCAAUUUAACUGAAACAGAACUCAUAGCUCCUUGUUAUUAUAUUGUCGGCGGACCGAAAGCUGGACAAGGUGUAGUUAUAACGCGUGACCGAACCAAAACUGUCAAUAUUACACGAUUGGGCAAAGAUAAUCUUUGGUUCGUCAUUGAGACCAAUUAUGAUAAUUGGAAAAAACAACCUAUCUUCGAUGAUCGUCUAACACCAUGUAUCAAAUGUAUGAAAAUAAAAGGGCAAGAUGAUGUGACAUUUGAGUCUCUAUUCAAUGUUUUAUCCUCACGACCGAUGCUCAAUACGUUAACUGUAUAUUCGACGUUGAUGGAAUUAUCCACUGGUCGAUACGAAACCUAUUGGCAACAUUGUCGCGAUGAAGAUGCACCGUGUUUACCUUGGUAA